CGCACUAGCGCGCAUUGGACGGACUGAACCGGAGGGAACCCUUCGUCCCAUAUCCAAAAGGUAAGAGAGAACGUUGCUAGAUCGACAUUGAAAAGGGAGCAAGAGCUCUACCCACAACACUGAAAACAGAAAAAACUGUUUGCAAAAACAGAGAAAGCAGCACAAACCAAACCAUCAGAUCAACUAUUUCCAGCUUCCGACCAAUCUUUCCACAUCACUGUAUCUCACUGCAAGGAUUUUUAUCGGGGAGGCAAUCCAAAUUCGAAUUCUGCAGCUGCAAUGCACGAGCUCAGCUUCCGAUUCUCCUGGAAAUUCGUUCAGGAAGAUUGGUGCUUGGAUAGGAUGGAAGGAAAAAUCACAACGAAUAAUGAAAACGGUACCAAACAUUAGCUUGUGUGAUACCCAACAGGAAUAUAUAUGGCGUCGGCCAGCCUAGGACAUGGGGGAGCAGGCAGUAGUUCCAGGAGUGUUAAUGGCUUUACAGGAUCAUCAAGUUCUGUUGACUGGCUGGGAAGAGAGAUGCUUGAGAUGAGGUUGAGGGACAAAGUGGACCAGGAUGAAGAAAGGGAUAGUGAACCAGAUAUAAUUGAUGGUGUGGGUGCUGAAACAGGACAUGUUAUAAGAACAACUAUAGGUGGUCGAAAUGGUCAAUCUAGGCAGACAAUCAGUUACAUAUCGGAACAUGUGGUUGGAACUGGCUCCUUUGGAGUCGUUUUUCAAGCAAAAUGUCGAGAAACUGGUGAAAUUGUUGCUAUCAAGAAAGUUCUUCAAGACAAGCGCUACAAGAAUAGGGAGUUACAAAUUAUGCAGAUGUUGGACCAUCCUAAUAUUGUUGCCCUUAAGCAUUGUUUCUUUUCAACUACGGACAAGGAGGAGAUAUACCUGAAUCUUGUGCUUGAAUUUGUUCCUGAAACUGUUAAUCGUAUUGCAAGACACUACAGCAGGAUCAACCAGAGAAUGCCCUUAAUUUAUGUUAAACUCUACACCUAUCAGAUCUGCAGGGCUCUUGCUUAUAUACAUAACUGCAUUGGUAUUUGCCAUCGUGACAUCAAGCCUCAGAAUUUACUAGUGAAUCCACACACACAUCAGCUGAAACUCUGUGAUUUUGGGAGUGCAAAAGUUUUGGUGAAAGGAGAGCCUAAUGUUUCCUACAUCUGUUCAAGAUAUUAUCGUGCUCCUGAGCUCAUAUUUGGUGCCACUGAAUAUACGACUGCCAUAGAUAUAUGGUCUACAGGGUGUGUGAUGGCUGAAUUGCUCCUUGGACAGCCUCUGUUUCCUGGAGAAAGUGGAGUUGAUCAACUAGUUGAGAUCAUUAAGGUUUUGGGAACACCUACUAGGGAGGAGAUAAAGUGCAUGAAUCCAAACUAUACUGAAUUUAAGUUCCCGCAAAUAAAGCCUCAUCCAUGGCACAAGGUCUUUCAGAAACGUUUACCUCCAGAAGCAGUAGACCUGGUUUGCAGGUUUUUUCAGUAUUCCCCUAAUUUGCGAUGUACUGCUUUGGAAGCUUGCAUUCACCCUUUCUUUGAUGAGCUGAGGGACCCAAACACACGUCUUCCUAAUGGCCGUCCGCUCCCUCCACUCUUUAAUUUUAAAUCCCAAGAGCUAUCAGGCAUCCCACCCGACAUUGUCAAUCGGCUUAUUCCGGAGCAUGCUCGAAAGCAGAACUUAUUCAUGGCUCUGCACCCCUAGUAUACUCGCACUCAAUCGAUGGCAGUUUCCUGCUCCAGUUGGUCUCGUAUCGGUCUGUAAAAUUUCCAUGCCCUCCGCAUCUUCUUAUUUUUUGCUUUGUGGGAGUGUCGCAAAUGGAGUUUCCAGGAUGAAAUUGUGAGAUCCGAGGCGUUAAGUUUGAAUGCUAGUGAGGGUUUCUUUUGCGUGCGCGUGAGUGUGUGCCUGUGUUUAUGAAUGUUGCAUCCAAAAUGACCAUUAAAGUAUUAUUAUGUGCAUAUUAAUCCACCACCCAACUUUUGGGGAAUUCUAAGGCAUAGUGGCAGAAAUUAAGUACCCAAGAUACAGUGUACUUUCCGUUCAAA
This is a messenger RNA of Malania oleifera, 2030 nucleotides long. RefSeq names its product shaggy-related protein kinase kappa. The record is from RefSeq and is a predicted model, not a curated record. NCBI's taxonomy places the organism in Eukaryota, Viridiplantae, Streptophyta, Magnoliopsida, Santalales, Ximeniaceae. Gene Ontology annotation, molecular function: protein serine/threonine kinase activity; ATP binding. The transcript is spliced from 13 exons. Gene Ontology annotation, biological process: signal transduction; protein phosphorylation. Gene Ontology annotation, cellular component: cytoplasm. The coding region runs from base 418 to 1689 and encodes 423 amino acids.